AUGAUAGCACGAAGAAUAUAUUCAACCACCACCAAAUUAUUAAAAUCAGAGUAUUCGAAAUUAAGAGAUAAUUAUAAAGCUCCAAAAUAUCCAAUUGUUUUAUGUCAUGGUUUUUCAGGUUUUGACAGAUUAUCAUUAUUACCACGUUUAAAAACAAAUCAAACAUCAGUAGAUCAAGCCUUAGAGAAAAGUUUAAUUGAAUUAGAUUAUUGGUAUGGUAUUAAAAAUGCAUUGGAGAAAUUAGGUUCAACUGUAUUUGUAGCUAAAGUACCUGCAUUUGGUGAUAUAAAAUCAAGAGCUAUGAGUUUGGAUAAAUUUAUUAAUAAGAAAUGCGACCACCUACGUAAAAAUUCUAAAGAGGAGAUUUAUACGAAUAGUGAACAAUCAAAAUCAUUCAAACAGAAAAGCGAACCUAUCAAAAUCAAUUUAAUUGCUCAUUCAAUGGGUGGAUUAGAUUCAAGAUAUUUAAUUUCAAAAAUUCAAACAGAACAAAAAAAUUAUAAAGUAGCAUCAUUAACUACUAUCUCAACACCUCAUCAUGGUUCAGAAGCAGCUGAUUUUAUAGUAGACUUAGUUAAACAAUAUCCACUUUUAAAAUCAAUAUGUCCACAUUCGAUAUUUGAAAUGACUACAAAGAAUAUGAAAAAUUUUAAUAAGUCAAUACUAGACGAUCCCGAGGUGAAAUAUCUUUCCUUUGGGGCUAGGUUUAAUCCUCGAUGGUAUAAUUUAUUCAGCCUAACUUGGGUAAUUAUGAAAUAUCAAAUUUCAAAAGAACAUCAAAAACAAUUUCAAAAUUUUAUAGAUAAUGAUGGUUUAGUCACUGUUGAAAGUUCAAAAUGGGGUCAUUAUAUUGGGACUUUGGAUCAAGUUGAUCAUUUGGAUGUUAUAAAUUGGACAAAUAGAAUUAGAGCAUUUUUUAUGAAGUUAAUGUUUGCACAACAACCAGCAUUUAAUCCAAUUGCUUUAUAUUUAGAUAUAGCUAAUGAAUUGGCCAAAAAGGGGUUAUAA
This is a messenger RNA of Insectozyma verbasci, 1008 nucleotides long. Lineage: Eukaryota; Fungi; Ascomycota; Pichiomycetes; Serinales; Debaryomycetaceae. The record is from the annotation of a GenBank genome assembly.